ACCUGUACGGCGGGGAGAAGUUUGCCACCCUGGCGGAGCUGGUACAGUACUACACUGAGCAGCAGGACCUGCUACGAGAGAGGAAUGGUGACGUCAUCGAGCUAAAGUACCCCCUGAACUGCAAGGACCCCACGUCCGAAAGGUAGUCUUAUCACCAGGCUCACAUCCUUUUUAAAAGGGGAAACCAGGGCUGAACUUGCCAUCUAGCGGUUAAGAUGCUUAAUGUCAUCAGUACCAAACAGAUGCUCUGCAGUUUAUACUGCACACCUCUGGGCACGGAGUUCAAGUAUCCGCCAUGUGUGUGGAGUUUGCAUGUUCUCCCCGUGUCAUUGUGGGGUUUCCUCCAGGUACUCCGGUUUCCCCCCACAGUCCAGAAACACGCUUAGGUUAAUUGGAGUUGGGAAAUUUCCCAUAGGUGUGCAUGUGUGAGUGACUGGUGUGUGAUUGUGCCCUGUGUUGGGUUGGUACCCCAUCCUGGGUUGUUCCCUGCCUUGCAACUAUAGCUUCCAGGGUAGGCUCUGGACCCCCUGCAAGCCUGAAUAGGAGAAGCGGUUGCAGAAGAUGGAUGGAUGGAUGGAUAGGUAAAGUUGUUGCCAAAUAUACCUAUUUAAUAACUAUCAUAUGUUGAUUGGAUGCCUUUUGAAGCAGCUGCUCUCUUUAUGCUGCAUCUGUGUUUAUCAUUACAGUUCCUUGCCAUCUGGUGGCACAGUGUGUCAGUGGGAAGCUCUUCUGUCUCAGUGGGUCGUGCUGUUGUGGUGGAAUCCCACCUCUGCGCUGGGUGUGCGGAGUGCGCUCGCUCACCAGUCUCUUCCUGGGGUUCUUCUUACAGUAGGAACACGCUGUUAGGUUUCCUGGUGUCUCUAAAUUGUCUGUAGUGCAUGAAUGUAUGUACUGCCUUGGAUAGGGUUCAGGACACCCCCACACCCCUGACCAGGAGGAUAUUCCACAAAGCAGAAUUCCCGGGUUAGCUGGAUAACUUAAGCCAAAUGUGUCAGAUGGCAGCAGGGGUGAGUGUCAUUCCUGUUGGACAAUCUCUGCAUUUGGCUUAAGUUAUCUGACUAAUGAGAAAAAAAUCUUGCUUUGGGGAAUACCCCCAGAAUCAUAGUAAUAAUAAUACUGAUAAUACAAGAUUAAGCACUUUUGAGGUAUGUAAGGUUAUGGCCCAUAGAUUUCUUAUUUGUAGGAGAAAGAAACAAUGCAGAUUAUUCUAUAUGGAUAAGAUGACCAAAUGGACCCUUUAUUAUUAUUAUUAUUAUUAUUAUUAUUAUUGCUUACAGAUGGCUUGGUGGAGAUCCUUGAAGUCCCAAAUGCACUUUACUUAACAAUCUCAUUCAGCCAUAAAGCUGCAUUAUAUAACAAAUGUAUAAAGAGUGGCCCAGUGGUCUGGUGGGUAAUAAAUUCCUCACAUCUCCAGGAUUGCGGGGGUUCAAAUCCUUCCCAUGCAUCCGUAUAAAUCUGUGUAACUGUGCGCUUUGAUGUUCUGCUGCAGUCUAAAUGCAAGUAGCAAGACCUGCUGGUGUCAUGGGCAGUUCUGCACUGGAAAAACAGUGGUUCCAUGGGCAUUUAUCUGGGCGUGAUGCCGAGAAGCUGCUUACAGACAAGGGCAGGUCCGGCAGCUUCUUGGUACGGGAGAGUCAGAGCAAACCUGGGGACUUCGUCCUGUCCGUCCUCACCCAGGAGGAGAAGCACGAAAAUUCAGAGCGCAGGACCCGGGUCACGCACGUCAUGAUCCGCUAUCAGGACGGGAAGUAUGAUGUUGGUGGUGGCGAGAGGUUUGACACCCUGGCUGACCUUGUGGAGCACUAUAAAAAAAACCCAAUGGUGGAAAAGAGUGGGAUUGUGGUGCACCUCAAGCAGCCUUUCAACGCCACCAGGAUCAACGCAGCUAACAUCGAGAACCGAGUACGGGAGCUGAACAAAGUGACCGAUAACUCGGAGAAGUCCAAGCAAGGCUUCUGGGAAGAGUUUGAGGUUCUGCAGCAACAAGAGUGCAAGCUUCUCUAUCCGAGGAAAGAGGGACAGCGCCUGGAAAACAAGAGCAAGAACAGAUACAAGAACAUCCUCCCCUUUGACAACACACGUGUGGUUCUAAAGGAAGUUGACAGAGACGUCCCUGGCUCAGACUACAUCAACGCCAACUACAUCGAGAGCAAACCCGAAGAAGGGCACUCUGCUGAUGAGUGCAAAGUCUAUAUUGCCACCCAAGGUUGCCUGCAGAACACAGUCGCAGACUUCUGGGAGAUGGUUUACCAGGAGAACACGCAUGUCAUUGUCAUGACAACCAAGGAGAUGGAGCGUGGCCGGAACAAGUGUGUGCGGUACUGGCCAGACAUUGACUCCACAAAAGAGUUUGGAAAACUGAGCAUUAGGAACACCAGUGAGUGUCCAGCACAGGAUUACAUCUUGAGGGAGCUGGAGAUCACGCGCCUGAACACGUGUGAAGCACCCAGAUACAUCUGGCACUAUCAGUACCUGAGCUGGCCAGAUCACGGUGUCCCUAACGAACCGGGAGGAGUUCUGAGUUUUCUGGACCAGGUGAACCGAACUCAAAAUGCACUUACAGAGACUGGGCCCAUAGUCGUCCACUGCAGUGCAGGAAUCGGAAGGACAGGAACUAUAAUUGUAAUUGACAUCCUCAUUGACAUCAUUAAUAGGCAAGGCUUGGACUGCGAUAUUGACAUCCCGAAGACCAUCCAGAUGGUGCGGAGGCAGCGCUCGGGCAUGGUUCAGACUGAGGCGCAGUACAAGUUCAUCUACAUGGCUGUGCAGCAGUAUAUCGACACAGCCCAGAAAAGGUUGGAGGAGAAACAGAGAAGUAAAAUGAAAGAGUGGGAGUGCUGUAACGUUAAGUACCCGCAGAUGACUAAUGCCAAGCUGAAUGCCAACAUGUCCGCAGGACGGCCCUCCUCCUCCGUGAUGAAUGACAGUCCAUCGGGAGUAUAUGAGAACCUGAAUAUUAAAAACCCAAAGGCCACUGGGCACAUCAGUACCCGGAGAUAAGACACAUGACUGCUGUCCAUCUCACGCCCUUACAGCGCUUCGUAGGUGCUGGUGCUUGUCACAGUGAUGGAUUCCUCACAUGAUGGAUGAUGGUGCCUGUUCUCUGACCUCCAAUAUCGCUGUGAUUUGGAAGAGGAGCAGAGGGUAUCGCGCUGCCCCCUGGUCAAUCAUGGAAAACAAACAAGAUUUCGUCCAACUCAGUCCCUCGCUGUCGCUUUUCUGUUGGUGCCUCACACCAUUGUUAGUGCUGUAACUGGCUUUUAAAUGCAAAUUAAGUGCCUCUCCGAGCAAAGUUCUAACGACCUUGACCUCAUUCUAGUCCACUCUGAUCGCACCUGUUUCUCCAGCCUGACUCUCACGUCCUCACUGGGUCAGGAGUGGCUUACUGGAAUCAGGAAGAUGUGUUACUGACCACCAACAUUUCAUGGACGGCUACUGGCUUUACUGGUCAUUCUUUUCUUGCUGAAUUUACUACUGUCUAAAUGUAUGAAUAUUUUUGUGUUUAUGUUGAGUUUGAAUAUAUUUUUAAUGUCGAUAGUUUAUCUACGGGAAGCAAAAGGAGUAGCAGACUUCUUCCGCUUUGUCUGCUUGGCCUCCUGGACAGAUCUGCCAUAACCAAAGACCUCAGACUUGAUGGACUUCCAAAUAUUGCGUAGGAUGUCUGUGUGGAAUCACAGUUUUGCACUUUUUGUGGGAUGAAUAUUGUUGUAUUGAUAGAGCGUAAUGAAGAUAUUUGUCAUUUUAUUUUGUAACCCUGUAAGGCACUGUAGACAUCGGAGUUUUUGUGUCUUGCCUCACCAAUAUCUCGGCCCCCACAGUGAUAUCCUGUUGCACUCACUGCCUUUGUCACUGAAGCCGUCUUUCUGCACCACUGACACCGACUUCCUGUGCCCCCCCCCCCCCGUGUUUUCAACUUCCUUCCUCUGUGUCAUUGACACUGAUUCACUGUGCAGUACACACCUUCCAUUUGUGUCACUGAUGUAGACUUCCUGAUGUAGACUUCCUGAUGUAGACUUCCUGAUGCAGACUUUCUGCACCACUGGCACAUUCUCCUUUUGGCACCAAAUGCCGGAUUCACUUUUUCUUCUACGGAGAAAGUGUAAUCUUUCCAGAAGGGCCUUAAUGAAACUUCCUUGAAUGCAUUCUCUUCUGGACGUUCCCCGUUAGCUCAGCAUAUAAACAGGCUCAGAAAUCUGAAUUAAUUCAGUAAUAGAGAAAAUGGAUGAAAGCUACGUCAUAAUAGCAAUGGAAAUAUUGAAAAUAAUUCAGCAUUUUAAACAUCCAAUGGAAAGCUUGGAAAUUAUUGUAGCUUUGCUACUAAGAGUCCUGCAUACUGAGCAGUAGGGGUCCAAUGAGAGAGCAGGAAAUACUGUCUAAUGCCUAAAAUAUGUUACUGCUACAGGAAACCUGGCGAGGGCUGUUUAUCUCUGAACUUUUGAUGUUGUCGUUCAGAGCCCCAUUCAUAGGAAUGGCACAUAAUGGAUUAUGUCAUAAUGCUGCAAAUUAUUUAUUAAUCUGCAUUACUUUACAUCAUAGUUGCAUAAUUUCAAAUGUGAUAUAUGGCUGACAAUAUGCAGGUUGUAUUAUUUAUUUAAAGGAUGAAAAAUAUAUAUGAUCCGUGUUAGAGAAAAUUGUUUUAUUUAUUAAUUUAUGAAUGAAUAGAGUAAUAUUGGAGACGACUGCAGCAGUUUUCAUUGCUGGGUGUUUUAUGAUCUUGCUUCCUGCCACAGGAAGAUUAAAAUGCUAUGCUUACAUUUUUGAAUAUGUAUUUUUAUAUAGCUCCAUUUAACUUGGUUUUAUUUCUAUAUCGGAAAGGUUGUUUUUUCACAGUGUCCAGGGGAUGUUGCUGAGCAGUGACUAUAGACGUGUGCAAAGGAGCAGGCAUCCAUUCUUGUACAUUGAGAAGAUCUUGUAGGGCAGACUUGCAUUCAAACAGACUUGCCCUCUCUAUAAAUGGAUAGCAUGACAAUGUGAAUUCUCUGCUGUCAGAAAUGAACUCUACAGACAUGAAUGUCUGGAAGACUUGGAGAGCCGUGAUGGAUGCCGGCCCUCCUAGUUUACAUUGAUUUGACAAUGAUGGAGUACUGGCUAGGGUGGAGGCUGAGUAUUGGUUGUGGGUGGAAGUGACAGGUAGUGAUGGGGAGGGCAGUAUUGCACUAUAACUGAGACACACAGGGGCUUUUUCUGUGUACUGAAGUCUUUGGGUAAAAUAGUGUAUAAUGAGCACUGUGAGUGAAAGGCAGAGGAUUUUCUACCUCUGUCACGGAGGAAGAGCUUAUCAGAAUUUUUUUUUUUUGAAUUUUUUUUUUGUUUGAAAACUUCGUAUUUUUGUACUUAAUCUCUGGAAUAAUAUGGCUCUGGUGGUAAAUGUGGAAAAACCAUAAAUACUUGAAAUGCUGUUUGUAUGGAGCUGUUCAGAAAUAUCUGCGAUAUAAUAACCUUUAGUGACCAGAAUGGCAGUGUUUACCAUGAAAGAGCAAUCUGAGUAAUCUACUUGGUAUUUGCUUGCCAGUGUCAAUUUUUAGAUAACAUUUGUUACAUUGUUACGAACAAAUGUUCAUUGAGUAGUAAAUUAACAUUUUUGUAUUCUUUAGCAAUGUUUUGACUCCAUCCCUGUUUUUAUUGUUAUUACUAUGAUCAUCAUUUUGUUGUUAUUAUUAUUAUGUUUGACAGGGACACUGCAUCUAGUUCAGGUACAGUGUCAUUGAAGCUAUCAGUAUGCAAUGCAAUCAGAUGCAUUUCUUUACUGCAUUUCCUUAAAGUUUAAUGGCAUAAUGUUUUUGUCUUGCCCUUACCUGUGGUUACCAUGUGUCUAUUCUGCACCGGGUUAUGCCAGUUGUCCUGUUCAACUGUCUGGCUCAGUCCACCAUGCCGUCAUGACUAAAACUGCAGUGUUACAGGUCAUGAAAGAUUAUAUUAAAUAAGUAACAUCAAUUAA
Brienomyrus brachyistius is the source of this 5938-nucleotide messenger RNA. It is a transcript of the gene ptpn11b, whose product is annotated as protein tyrosine phosphatase non-receptor type 11b. Bases 1495 to 3000 code for a protein of 501 amino acids. NCBI's taxonomy places the organism in Eukaryota, Metazoa, Chordata, Actinopteri, Osteoglossiformes, Mormyridae. The transcript has 14 exons. The record is from RefSeq and is a predicted model, not a curated record. Gene Ontology annotation, biological process: protein dephosphorylation. Gene Ontology annotation, molecular function: protein tyrosine phosphatase activity.